Capronia epimyces CBS 606.96 is the source of this 1296-nucleotide messenger RNA. RefSeq lists its product as uncharacterized. Lineage: Eukaryota; Fungi; Ascomycota; Eurotiomycetes; Chaetothyriales; Herpotrichiellaceae. Gene Ontology annotation, cellular component: membrane. Gene Ontology annotation, biological process: transmembrane transport. The record is from RefSeq and is a predicted model, not a curated record. Gene Ontology annotation, molecular function: transmembrane transporter activity. The coding region runs from base 1 to 1296 and encodes 431 amino acids. The transcript has 6 exons.
AUGAUCCUUGGGAUGGCCAAGCUCUACAACGAGAACUACGUUCUGAAAGAUUGGCACAUAUGGCUCUGUUACGUGGCGGUCAUCUGGACCGCAUGCGCGCUGGUCAUAUUUGGAUCUCGAAUCCUUCCUGCUUUCAACCACUUUAUGAUGUAUUUUUCCUUUGCCGCCCUGAUCGUCACCUUUGUCACUCUCCUCGCAUGCGCGGCACCGAACUACCGGUCGACAAGUUGGGUUUUUGCAACCACCUCGAAUGCCACUGGCGUAGAUGCCGGAGCACAUAUGUGUGAAGAGAUUCCCAAUCCUACCGUCAACGUGCCCAAGGUGAUUGUACGAGCCCUGUGCCCAUCUCCCAUCUAUUUGAUUGACAAAUGCAAAUGGCUUAUCACUCAUCAGAUCUACCCCGUGAUUAUCGGAUUCUUUUGUACAUUUCCAUUCUCCAUCGCUUGCAUGUACGUCAUGACCGACCUGGACGCCGUUUUGAACACCGACACAGGCCUUCCUUUGAUGGAACUAUAUCUCCAGGCGACUGGAAGUAAAGCGGCCACGGUUGCUCUCAUGAGCGCCUUCGCAAUCUGUAUGUUUGGAGCGGCUUGUGCCAACAUCACCAGCUCGAGCCGCCAGAUGUGGGCAGCCUCCCGAGACAAUUGCUUUCCAUUCUCGAAAUAUUGGAGCCAGCUUCAUCCCAGAAGGCAGAUGCCACUUAACGUGGUGUGCGUGACUGGCACCCUGACAUGCUUUGAAGUUGAAGCAGAUUCUGACGGCGACGGCGACGCCGAGCUGCAGUUGUAUGGCCUGAUCUUCCUCGGCUCCUCGACGGUUUUUGCCUCGAUGGUGGGAGCAAGCAUUGUCUUCAUGACCACAUCGUAUGUCAUUCCACAAGGCAUUCUAGCUUGGAGAGGACGGGACGCCAUCCUUCCGGAACGGCCGUUCGGGCUGGGAGCUUGGGGACUGCCUGUCAACAUGAUAUCCUGCAUCUGGGUGGCAGGCAUUGAUGUUCUUUUCUGCUUCCCUACAGCCAUGCCUGUGACCAAGAACAAUAUGUCGUGGAUUAGUGUUGUCAUUGUCGCGCUCUGCUUGUACAUCCUGAUUGCCUGGAACGUAUGGCAGAAGAAAGUCUUCAAGGGCCCUGGAGGAGAUUUACCCGCGAUGCGAUUACAAAGACUUGGAGCCGAAGCCGAAGCACCACAUACAAGAUUUACCCUCCUCGAUGGUUCUUCCAUUCCCAUGGAUGAAACGCCGGCUGAAACCCUGGCGGGGAAAGAGAACGUGGCAGGCAGGAAAAGGGCAUCAAGUUGA